GGUUGCUGGAGUUUGAUAACCAAGCUGCCUUUAUUGGUCGGUGAGGGGACUGAGGUCGGGAGAGCUGCACUACUUGCCUGAGUAAAGGCUUCACCUCCCCAGGAAAGGGUCUGUGUCUCUCUCUCCCUCUCCCCCCGUCCUCGCUUCAACACUUCAGGCCAGUCUCGCUGCUGGUUUGGCUGGCUUUGGGAUUCCAGUGCGCCUGGCGAUGGCACGGACCUGUGAGCUGUGUUCCCCGAACUGGCGAAGCGACAGUGGCAGAGUUACUGCCCGACCCUGUGCCCUGUGAAUUUGGGACCCCGGAGAAUUGUCAGGAGGACUAACUUCCCGUGAAUCCCAGUUUCCGACAGUAAAACAUCGCAGGCAAAUGGAGCGCAAGAAAUUCCGCAGAUGUCUUCCCCAGAUCGACCCGUCCAGCGCCCUCUGGUCCCUAUUGCUGCAUCUGUUCUUCCUGAGAGGAAUUCAAGCGGGUCAUAUUGACUACACUGGUCCCUGUUACGGACGAGAUUGUUCGGUCUGCCAAUGUUUCCCUGCUAAAGGAGCCCAGGGACAGCCAGGCUUACUAGGAAGACACGGUCCACCAGGUUCCCCUGGACUUCAAGGCCCACAAGGUCCACCGGGAGAGAAAGGACAAAAGGGAGAUCGUGGCCUGCCUGGAUUUCCUGGAAUUAAAGGAGAUGGAGGUGCUACUGGUGUUCCUGGCUUUCCAGGAUUAGACGGCAUUCCGGGUUUACCAGGGCUGCAGGGCCCAAGGGGCCCUCCUGGAUUGGAUGGUUGCAAUGGAACUCGAGGAGACGCUGGCCUUCCAGGCAGUGGGGGAUAUCCAGGAAGACCCGGCUUGCUGGGAAUACCAGGACCAAAAGGGUCAAAAGGAGAUUCCAUAACUGCUACCUUUCCUUUGAUGGGUCCCCCGGGAGACCAAGGAUUCCAAGGCCCAAGUGGCUUUCCUGGUCUUCCAGGAGCUUCGGGUCUUCCAGGUUUCGCAGGACCAAGAGGCCCACCAGGUUUUCCAGGACCUCCUGGUUUACAAGGGUUACCUGGUGACCAGGGCAUUGGAUUUCCAGGACAAAAAGGCGAGAAGGGUGAACAAGGUGACCCAGGCCAUAUUGAACUCAUUGAGCCUCAGGAAGAAAUUUUCUAUAAAGGAGAUCAGGGUGAGAAAGGCCCUCUAGGGCCUCCUGGACCUAUUGGAUUUCCUGGACCUUCAGUUUUCCCCACAGCUCCUGGUGAAAAGGGUGAAAAGGGUAUUAUUGGUUUUCCUGGCAAUCGGGGUGAUCCUGGGAAGGAUGGCUUUGCAGGUGCUCCAGGAAGAAAGGGACAAUGUGGACCCAGAGGUUGGCCUGGUACUGAUGGCUCUCCAGGGACAAAGGGUGACAGAGGUGACCUAGGACCUGUUGGACCCCCAGGACCCCCGCUAACAUCCUGUGACUCUCAAAAAGGUUAUACCAGUGACUAUUCCCUCCCCAACAGCACUGGGGGUGUACCUAUAACAUAUGGACUGACUGCAGCAGUUCAAACAGGGGUGGCUCACUGCCACUUCUCAAAGGAAAUUAGGAAUGGAGAUGUAGGUAGACGAGGCUUCUCAGGCAGUAUCGGUGAACGGGGACUGCCAGGACCCCCUGGUCAACAAGGCAGACCAGGUGUAACUGGAUCAGGUUUACCAGGUCUUCCAGGGUUUCCAGGUUUUGAUGGUCCUAAAGGAGAGGAAGGACAGAAAGGCAGUGCUGACUGUCCAUUACCAAACAUCAUCCCAGGUCCUCGAGGGCUGACGGGUUCACCAGGUCCUCGAGGUCUCCCAGGUGUCAAAGGCAGCCCAGGUUUCAUUUGUGAAACAACGGGACCUCCAGGGUUACCAGGUCUGAAAGGUAACCAAGGAGCUCCGGGUCAAAAAGGAGUCCAUGGUUUAAAAGGAGAUCCAGGGGACUGUGCCUGUCUUCCGGGUUUGCCAGGAUCCCCAGGAAAUCCAGGUAGGCCAGGCAUUCCCGGAAAUCCUGGAAAUCCAGGAAGAAAGGGAGAGCAGGGUGACCGUGGACCAUCUGGACCAGCUGGAUUGCCAGGACUUCCUGGACCUUCUGGAAGGCAAGGCCCUCCUGGUGCAAAGGGACACAAAGGAAUAUCAUCACAGGUCGCAAAGAAAGGAGAGAAAGGAAUUCGAGGUAAUCCAGGACCUCCAGGUGUUGUUGGAAGAGCUGGAGAACCUGGUCAACAUGGAAUUCCAGGACCUAUUGGCUUACCGGGAAUCCCAGGUGAAUCAAAGUGUGGAUCUCGAGGGGAGAAAGGUUUCCAGGGCCACGCAGGGUCUCCUGCACUGCCAGGACCACCCGGACCCCCAGGUGUGGGUUACCCUGGUCUGAAAGGACAAAGUGGCCCUGUUGGAGAUCAAGGGUUUACAGGCGAACAGGGUUCUAAAGGACAGAAAGGCCAGAAAGGUGAUUCUUCAUGUCCAAGAGUCCAAGGACAACAGGGUCCAAAAGGAUUGCCAGGGCCACCAGGGCCAAGAGGUUUUCCAGGAAACCCUGGCAGACCAGGAAAUAUCGGCUUUGAUGGGUUCAAAGGCCUGAAAGGAGAAGCAGGCCUUUGGUCGUAUGCUGGAGCGCCAGGUUUUCAAGGCUUGACUGGUGACCCAGGUCCUCAAGGACCUCCUGGACCAACAGAAAAUGGAGCUCCAGGCUCUCCGGGUGCUCCUGGUAUUCCAGGGGAAAAAGGCCCACCUGGUGAUUCGUACGAUGGUCCUCCAGGGAACCCUGGACCUCUUGGAAGAAGAGGAUCAUCAGGUGCAGUAGGAGAUAUUGGAAAUCCAGGACCACCAGGAAGGCAAGGUGUAUGUGGGCCACCAGGACCUCCAGGUCAAAGAGGACCAUCUUGUGAUGUAAUGUCAACUGGACCGCCAGGAGAUGAAGGACCACCAGGUUUUGAUGGCCCACCAGGUCCUUCUGGUUUCUCCGGUGACCCUGGGCUGCCUUGCUUACCAUUUGCAGGGGAUCCUGGAGAUUUGGGCCGAUCAGGUCAAACUGGUGUUCAAGGCCCACCUGGAGAGCAGGGCCCAUGUGGCCAACAUGGUCUUCCAGGGCCACCAGGUCCACAAGGUACAAUGGGUGAUCAGGGCUUUCCUGGGUUCCCUGGGCUUGAUGGACCACCAGGAGUUCCAGGUGAUCAAGGUGAACGUGGCUGUGUCGGUGCACCAGGACCUCAAGGUGAUCCAGGCCCACCUGGUCCAGUGAUUAGAGACGUUGAAAUGGAUAAAAGUAAUCUUAAAGGAGACCCAGGGCCCCCAGGACCCUCUGGCCUUCCAGGACCAUCAGGAUCAACUGGACCUACUGGCCCCUGUGGCCCUACAGGACCCAAAGGCAGAAAGGGGGAGCCUGGAAGACCAGGGCCUGAUGGUCCAUCAGCUCCCCCUGGGCCUCGAGGAAACAUUGGCCCACUUGGGCAACGGGGACUUAUUGGAGACCAAGGCCCUCCUGGGAAACCAGGCCCACCAGGAAAUCAAGGAAUAUGUCUUCCAUUCUCGGCUGGGUUCUUGAUUGUGGUUCACAGUCAGUCACAGGAGGUACCCACAUGUCCUCAAAACAUGCCUCGUCUUUGGCAAGGAUAUAGUUUGAUUUAUCUGAAGGGCCAAGAAAAAUCUCAUAAUCAAGAUCUUGGUCUAGCUGGCUCUUGUCUGCCAAUGUUCAGUACUAUGCCAUUUGCAUAUUGCAGCAUUGAUGAAGUUUGUCACUACGCUACUAGAAAUGACAAAUCCUAUUGGCUGUCUACCACCGCCCCUAUCCCCGUGAUGCCACUUGUCGAACGAGAGGUCGAACCUUACAUCAGCAGAUGCUCUGUCUGUGAAGCUCCUUCAGCUGCUGUGGCUAUACACAGCCAGGACCAGACCAUUCCCUCCUGCCCUUCAGGGUGGCUCAGCCUUUGGACUGGAUACUCAUUUCUGAUGCACACAGGAGCUGGUGCCACAGGAGGAGGUCAGACUCUAGCAUCACCUGGGAGUUGUCUGGAGGAUUUCCGCUCGACACCAUUCAUUGAGUGCCAGGGGGCUCGGGGCACCUGCCAUUACUUUACUGAUAAAUAUAGCUUCUGGCUGACAACUGUGCAACCAAGCCUCCAGUUUAAAUUAAAUACUCCUUCAGAAACUCUGCAAGUAGAGCAAUUACAAAGACAACGAGUCAGUAGGUGUCAGGUUUGCCUGAAACAAUAAAUCAUUUUACCUGCAUUGAAACUCUACAAGGAAUGCAUACGGUAAGACUUUUCAAUUAAAGGAAGACAACAAUGCAGGCCCAAUGGCUUAUGGUGCUCAUUUAAUUUCUCUCUCUAAGCAGAUCUUCAAUUUCAACCGUUUAGAAAAAGUAUAUCAGGAGAAUGUAAAAUGUACACUGGUAUGAGCAUGCUUACAAUAAUCAAUAUAUUCAAAAGUUAAAUGUAAGGAAGUUCGAUUUUAUAUGAAAUGUACAGCAACUUAAUUGAAAUUGUCGGUGCAAUUUAACUUAUGGAUCUGUAAAAUUAUUUUUUAAAAGCUGAAAUAUUUUUGUCACCUGGUCUUAGAAAGAAGUUGUAAAAUUAAGGGGAUGAUAAACCACUCGUUCAUAGUCAGAGCAUUUUAAAGUGGUCUGUAAAAAAGAACUAUGUUAUUGUAACUAGCAAACUCCAUAUCAAUAACUCAGACAUGUUCCGAGCAGGGGUCGUGCAAAAGCAUCUGAAAUCUGGAAGGGGUUUCAGCGUAUUGGAUUGUGACAUUUCAACAGGUGCAACCUCACUGUGACAUCACUUUUCGGUUUGAUACAGUGAGCCAGUGGGUGUGCCACAGACUGGUUUCAGUACAGAGUAAGAGUAAAGAGGACUGUAACACUCUUCUUCAGCAACAGGAGGAAGAAACGCACUACUGAGUUGGAGAAAGGGUGUCUGGAGAUGCCCAAGAUAUCAGCAUUAUGCCACGUUUCAAUACAGAGUGUUCAUUGACUUAAUCAGCUCAGGAAAGGUGAGUUCAAAUGCAUAUUCAUCAACAUCCAGACGCACACAUUGUCUUCCCCAGCCCCAGCUUUACUUUGUCAAGCCUACUCCAUUAGAUGGAGCUUCACAUUCACUUUGUUUAUAGGUGCCCCUAUUGUACAGCUCUUAACAUCCCAGUUAUCCAUCCAGCACUGCCACCCAUCCCGAUUCUGAUAUGGAUUUGAUGCUACUCCCUGAUAUGCACCCUUAUCGAAUAUACUGUACCUGCUUGUGAACCACCAGUCAUUCAUGCUCCCAUUGAGCAAGAGAGCAUGGAAUACUAUUGAAAAGGGAGUACUGGGAUUUCCCAGUUGGCAGCAAUGUAAAUAUAAAGCUGUUUUGAUGUACUUUACCAUAAAACAUGGAGAAAUUGGGACUUACAGUCAGAGAGAUCUACAGCACUGAAAAAGACCCUUUGGCCUAUUGUACCCUUCAUAUCAAA
Rhincodon typus (whale shark) is the source of this 5422-nucleotide messenger RNA. Its product is annotated as collagen alpha-4(IV) chain-like. Gene Ontology annotation, cellular component: collagen trimer. The transcript has 38 exons. NCBI's taxonomy places the organism in Eukaryota, Metazoa, Chordata, Chondrichthyes, Orectolobiformes, Rhincodontidae. Bases 368 to 4192 code for a protein of 1274 amino acids. The record is from RefSeq and is a predicted model, not a curated record. Gene Ontology annotation, molecular function: extracellular matrix structural constituent.